UUUCAUACCAAUAUGAAAAGCAAAAAUUGUUGCCAUGAAGUUCAACAAGAUGAUAAGUUUUGUAAACUGUGUGGUAAAAAAGUUGAAUUAGAAGUCAAGAUGAAAAAAUGUCCAAGUUGCAACUCACUUCAGCACACUCAUGAGCCGAUAUGUACUAAAUGUAAUGUAAAGAUGAUUAUGUGCAAAGGGAUGAAAGAUGAUGGCAGUAGUUGUGAGACUUUAAUGGCAAUUACACAACAAUUCUGUAACCAAUGCGGCACUGAGAAAGUUGAAGAUGCUGAUGUUGCUGAUGAAUUGGAUGGUAGUGAACAUUCAAAGCUUACUGUCAUUUCCAAAGAAGCAAAGAAUACACAAGAAUAUAUUAAGUCUGAGGAAGAUAUUCCAAAGGAAAGUCUAGCAACAGGCUUAGCUGUAAUCUGCAUACAUACUACUUUUAAAAACAACCCAGUUAAAUUGAGAGAAAGACCUAGUGGUCCAAAAGAUAGAGAUUUGAUGGAGAGCAUUUGGAAUGUAUAUGACUGUAAAGUUCUUCCAUUUAUGGAUGAAGAAAGUAGCUUUUAUGAUACCAAAUUAGAAAAAAUGAUUCAAGGGCAGUUAAAGGUCAUGCCAAAUGUAAAGUAUUUAGUAGUUAUUUUGAGCACCCAUGGAGAUGAAAGACCAGAAAAAGAAAGAGACGAUACUCUGCAUUAUCAACAUUACUUUUUCACAAAGGAUGGUCAGUUUAAAACUCAAGAUCUUAUGACAAAGAUAAAUGGUAUAAAAGAAAUACAGGAAAAAAUGAAAUUAUUUUUCAUACAGGCAAGUUUUAAUACUGCAGUUAUGGUUUGUGUAAAUACUCUUACAUAG
This is a messenger RNA of Mytilus californianus (California mussel), 846 nucleotides long. RefSeq lists its product as uncharacterized. Gene Ontology annotation, molecular function: cysteine-type endopeptidase activity. The transcript is spliced from 4 exons. Gene Ontology annotation, biological process: proteolysis. Bases 13 to 846 code for a protein of 277 amino acids. Lineage: Eukaryota; Metazoa; Mollusca; Bivalvia; Mytilida; Mytilidae. The record is from RefSeq and is a predicted model, not a curated record.